Babjeviella inositovora NRRL Y-12698 is the source of this 777-nucleotide messenger RNA. RefSeq lists its product as uncharacterized. The record is from RefSeq and is a predicted model, not a curated record. The transcript has a single exon. The annotation marks the transcript as partial. Gene Ontology annotation, cellular component: plasma membrane. NCBI's taxonomy places the organism in Eukaryota, Fungi, Ascomycota, Pichiomycetes, Serinales.
AUACAACCCAACACUAUGAGACCCUCACAUCUUUUCACAUCGGCGUUGCUUGUCCAGUCGGCUACGGCAGCUUACCAAUAUGCCGGCUGUUAUGCCAAGUCGUCACUUAGCUCGGUGUCGUUUAAAAACACGUAUUUAUACCAGUCCAAUUCCUACUGUCAGAAUAGCUGUGCUGCUGCUGGGAUGGGCGUUGCCGCGAUGAUCAGUGGGAACCAGUGUUAUUGUGGCAACACUGCUAUUAAUAGUAGCAACAAGGUGAGUGAUUCUAACUGUGACACUAGCUGUGUGGGCUACCCCGCAAACACUUGUGGUGGGAGUAACUACUUCAGUGUGUUUGUUGAUUCCAGUAUUGUGGUCCCUGAAUCCAGCAGUUCCAGUAAGUCCAGCUCCAGUUCCAGCAAGUCCAGCUCUAGUUCUAGUUCUAGCUCAAGCUCUAGUUUUAGCACCACCACCACCUCCUCUACCUUCUCCACUUUCUCCACCACCUCUUCCACCUCCUCCACCUCCAGCUCUUCUCUGUCCACCACAACCUCUAAACCCACAACCACCGAAAACUCAACCAGCAGUAAGGUCACUACCAGCCCUGGUUCAUCCACCGAUGCCAAUACCUCUUCCAAAACCUCUUCUUCCCCCCCGGUGAUCACCUCCGCGGUGGUUUUGACCACCACGUUGAGUGGGACACCACAUACAAUUACCAAGAUAAACUCCCCGAGCUCGAGUGCCAGCUCAUCCGCAACCUUAGAUACGGCUUCUGGGGCCAAGAACAAAAGCACUGGC